Hordeum vulgare subsp. vulgare (domesticated barley) is the source of this 2303-nucleotide messenger RNA. Its product is annotated as prolycopene isomerase 1, chloroplastic. The transcript is spliced from 10 exons. The record is from RefSeq and is a predicted model, not a curated record. Gene Ontology annotation, molecular function: oxidoreductase activity. Bases 179 to 1939 code for a protein of 586 amino acids. NCBI's taxonomy places the organism in Eukaryota, Viridiplantae, Streptophyta, Magnoliopsida, Poales, Poaceae. Gene Ontology annotation, biological process: carotenoid metabolic process.
GCCAAACUAGUAGCAGCAGCAGAGUCGAGAGAGCUCAGCCGCUAGAGGAGAGAGGCAGCUGAGACGCCACGUGUACCCAGCCGCUGCCUCACUCAGGUGCUCCACUCCCGCUCCCUCUUCCCCACCCAAACUCCUGACAUUGCCGUGCGCGCCACCGGCGACGAGACCGCCGGCCCAGAUGGCUUCCUCCGCGUGGGCCUCCCCGGCGCCGCGCCCUCCGCCGCGCGGCCACCGCCACCCUCGUGCGUGCCCAGCAGCAGGAGCUGCCGCCGCCGCUCCAGUGACGCGCCGCGUCGGCGCCACCGCGCGCUGCCGGGCGGUGGCCGCCCCCGCCGGCCCGUCGCCACCCGGGGUGGCGGAGAGGCCGGAGGCAGACGUGGUGGUGAUCGGGAGCGGGCUCGGCGGGCUCUGCUGCGCGGGCCUCCUGGCGAGGUACGGGCAGGACGUGGUGGUGUUGGAGAGCCACGACCGGCCGGGCGGCGCCGCCCACUCGUUCGACGUCAAGGGGUUCCACUUCGACUCCGGCCCCUCGCUCUUCUCCGGCUUCCAGUCCAGAGGGCCCCAAGCCAACCCCCUCGCCCAGGUCCUCGACGCGCUAGGCGAAUCGGUUCCGUGCGCCUCGUAUGACUCGUGGAUGGUUCAUGUCCCCGAAGGACAGUUCGAGUCGCGGAUAGGGCCGACUGAUUUCCUCAAGGACCUUGAAACUUAUGUUGGUCUGGACGCAACCCGGGAGUGGCAAAAGCUUCUAGAUGCAGUUAUCCCUAUAUCUGCAGCUGCAAUGGCUCUGCCUCCGCUGUCCAUCCGAGGCGAUCUAGGCAUCCUUUCCACAGCAGCCGGUAGAUAUGCUCCUUCUCUGUUGCAGUCCUUGAUAAAAAUGGGUCCUCGGGGAGCCCUCGGCGCCACGAAGCUGCUACGCCCGUUCUCGGAGAUUGUCGACUCGCUGGAGCUCAAAAAUCCCUUUGUCCGUAACUGGAUCGACCUCCUGUGCUUUCUGCUAGCUGGCGUCAAAUCCGACAGUGCGCUUUCUGCAGAAAUGGUUUAUAUGUUUGCAGAAUGGUACAAGCCAGGAUGCAAGCUGGAGUACCCUCUGGGCGGGAGUGGAGCGAUAAUCGAUGCCCUCGUACGGGGUAUUGAAAAGUUCGGUGGAAGACUUGCUCUUAAUUCUCAUGUGGAGAAGAUUCUGAUAGAGAACGGUCGGGCUGUUGGCGUCAAGCUACGAGGUGGACAGAUCGUACGUGCGAAGAAAGCGGUCGUUAGCAACGCGUCCAUGUGGGAUACCUUGAGCCUGCUCCCACCGGACACAAUGCCGAGAUCAUACCAAGAUCAGGUGAAGGCGACGCCGCAGUGCGAUUCCUUCAUGCACCUCCACCUGGGUUUCGACGCAGAGUGCGUGAAGGAGGACCUCGGGAUCCACCAUAUCGUGGUUAACGACUGGGACAGAGGCGUCGACGGCGAGCAGAACGUGGUGCUGAUAUCGGUCCCCAGCGUUCUCAGCGAGGGCCUGGCGCCGCCGGGGAAGCACAUCCUCCACGCUUACACGCCGGGGACGGAGCCUUUCGGCCUGUGGGAAGGGCUCGACCGCAAGAGCGCCGCCUACCGGAGCCUGAAAGAAGAGCGUUCCGAGGUGAUGUGGAAGGCGGUGGAGCUGGCCCUGGGCCCGAAGUUCAGCCGGGAAAAGUGCGAGGUGAAGCUGGUGGGCACGCCGCUGACGCACAAGCGGUUCCUCCGGCGGAACAGGGGCACCUACGGCCCGGCCAUCAAGGCCGGGGAGGCGACGUUCCCGGGGCAGGCGACGCCGGUGCCGCAGCUCUUCUGCUGCGGCGACUCCACCUUCCCCGGGAUCGGCGUGCCCGCGGUGGCCGCCAGCGGCGCCAUCGUCGCCAACACGCUCGUCUCCGUGGCGCAGCACUCGGAGCUCCUCGACGCCGUCGGCAUCUGACCACCACAUGUUGUGCUAAAAGUGACAGGCAGGCAAGCAGAGCUGUGGAGAACCAUGCAACAUUUGUGUUCAAUAUAAAGAUGCAGAGAAAAAGAAAGCAGCAUAUUGCUCGGUACUGCACAUGAGAAGAGAAGAUUUUAUAGUCAGCACAUACAGAAGAGACAGGCAUAGUUUUCUUAUGUACCACCUCUGUAUAAAAAUAUAAGACGUUUUCUGAGUUCUUAUAUUUUUAUACAGAGGGGGUAGUUUGCAAAAAGGGGAGAAGAAGAAGGAAAAAAACAUGGUUCAGAAUGUAGAUGAAUUGCUACAUGCUGUUUGUACAUGACUGAUUGUUCAGGUAUAAAUAAUGCUACUUACGUACGUA